Suillus bovinus is the source of this 1704-nucleotide messenger RNA. RefSeq lists its product as uncharacterized. Gene Ontology annotation, biological process: apoptotic process; negative regulation of toll-like receptor 9 signaling pathway. The coding region runs from base 1 to 1704 and encodes 567 amino acids. The transcript is spliced from 8 exons. Lineage: Eukaryota; Fungi; Basidiomycota; Agaricomycetes; Boletales; Suillaceae. The record is from RefSeq and is a predicted model, not a curated record.
AUGGGUUCCCAAACAGACCUGUCAGGUUCUUUAGAACAAAACAUUUCUGAGGCCCGUCUUCGUCAACUGUAUGACGAGGAAGAAAUCGAACGUUAUCUCCGCCUUUUUUCUGACUAUGUGACGGAAGUGAGACUACCAGGUGCUUUGCGUACCAUCAAGCCCAAGCCAUCAAGUAGCUCCCUCCACCUUCCCCGGUCACCAAAACCACCACCACUCCCUCCACGACCAUUUGCUCGUAAUACUUCCGAACAAACAGAGCCACCUACACUUCUUCCACCCGUCGUUCCUCCAAGACCAGUGGAUUCCUCCUGGUCCGAACAGAUCGCCAUUAAAUAUGUACUACCAGCUCUUCCACCGAUGCCUCAUCCGCCGCCACCCUUCUCUUUAAAGCGCAUGAAACUUACUAGCCAGCGUUUUUUCCUCGCAGUAGUUCCUCCUUACCAGAAUUUCUUUCUUUCCAUGGCAAACUUAGCGCUAUGGAAGGACCCGCAACGUAGCAGACUACGUUGCAUGGCGUUCUGGGGACUAUGGCUGUAUGAUCUCCUUCUUCCAGCACUAAUGUUUCGAAUCUUGUGGGAGAUGCUCAGCCGGAGACUUCUCCCGUAUCCCACUUUAGAAUCUUUACAGAUGCGGAGAAAAGAUUCCGAACGAGCCAGGGAGUUCGGAGAUGAAGUUCAAGAACGCCUAUCAGCAUCUUCAAUUGGACCUAAGGAUAUCUUUCAGCUCCUCAUAUCGCACAGAUCAACAGGAAAAAGUAAAACAAAAACCCUUCCGAAGGAUACAGGGGCACUUCAAACGAGUUUAACUGGUGAUGGUGGCGAGGAUGAAGCGGCUACUGUGCUUGAUGGCGAUUCCCAAGAAGAGCAAGACAUCAAACGAGAACUCUUGCAUGUUCUCAAUACUGUCGCUAAUAUUCACGAACGUAUCAAAAACAUUUUCAUCUGGAGACGACCAGCAGUCUCCCGAAGAUAUGCAAUCAUUUUGGCUGUUAUAAGCUGCUGCACCCUGAUCAUUCCCGCGCAUUACUUGGCAAAAAUUAUAUAUGGCAGCUGCGGCAUAUUGUUCUGGCAUGUCGUUCCUGUGUUAGCUGCUCUCCCACCAGGCGCUCGAGCCAGACUGCCCGGACCGUUGGCUGAUGCCCCCACCGAUGCUGACUAUGCUAUAGAAAUAAUUACACAGAGGAUUGCUCGGGGCGAGGACAUCAAGCCUCCGCGCAAGCCUAAUCCUCCGAGCGCUCGUGCUAAUAGCACAAACGAAGCCGAUCUUUCGGCGAUCCUGUCACCUGACACAUCAUCUCGAAGCCAGAUGCAAAUCAAUGAUGGCGUUGAUUGGAAGAAGUGGGGAUCACGUAUCGCGCACGGCAAGUCGCUGCUUAAUGAGGGCAAACAACGCUUUGCUUCUGGACAAGUCAAUACGGUUGCAUAUCCUGCGCACCACACUUCAGCGCCUGGUCUAAUCACACUGACCGCUACUACAGUAUACUUCACAACACUCGCAUCACAACAAGCAAAAUUAAUCAUACCUCGCGAGAACCUCUGCGGCGUGAAGAAAACCGGUUUGAUGAAAGGGCUUUUGAUUUCCUGGGUUGACAGCGAAGAAGGUCACGGAAAAGAAUUAGAAGAGAAGUUCCACUGGGUCGGCAAUCGAGAUGAGCUUUUCGCUCGCCUUCUUGGUCCAGAUGGUGCCCGAUGGAUGCGAAUCUGA